AUGGCCGCUAUCGUCAAGGCGAUCAACGCAAAGAUCAGGUCUAACCCUGUGACGGACUAUGUCUGCUCUACCCACUUCUGGGGCCCCGUCUCCAACUUUGGUAUCCCUCUGGCCGCCGUCAUGGACACCCAAAAGUCUCCCGACCUCAUCUCCGGCUCCAUGACCGGUGCUCUUUGCAUAUACUCCGCCACCUUCAUGCGCUACUCUCUCGCCGUCCAGCCCAAGAACUACCUCCUCUUCCUCUGCCACUUCGUCAACGAGGGCGCCCAGCUCACCCAGGGCUACCGCUGGCUGCAGUACAACCACUGGGGCGGAAAGGAGGCCCUGAACGCCAAGAACGCCGUCGAGGGUGUCAAGGACAAGGCUGCCGCCGUCGAGGCCAAGGUCGAGAAGGCCAUUGGCAAAUAA
Molecule: messenger RNA, 408 nt
Organism: Colletotrichum gloeosporioides
Lineage: Eukaryota; Fungi; Ascomycota; Sordariomycetes; Glomerellales; Glomerellaceae
Product: Mitochondrial pyruvate carrier 1
Exons: 3
Coding region: 1-408 (135 amino acids)
Biological process (GO): pyruvate import into mitochondria
Cellular component (GO): mitochondrial inner membrane
Source: RefSeq, a predicted model, not a curated record